Rodentolepis nana is the source of this 1650-nucleotide messenger RNA. NCBI's taxonomy places the organism in Eukaryota, Metazoa, Platyhelminthes, Cestoda, Cyclophyllidea, Hymenolepididae. The record is from the annotation of a GenBank genome assembly.
AUGCCACACCUGCAAGAGGCCAACCAAUACACGCCCACGUCACGUGGUCCAAUCAGAUUACCUGAAGCCAUGGUGGUAGUGCGCAAUAAAAAUAGCAGGCUGCGAAUAUCGAUUUUUACCGCAACUAUUGAUUCUCUAACAGACAAGGUGGUUCGAAGAGAAGUUUUCAACUGUGGAAUCUAUAGCGACAGCGAUAGUUCACAAAGUGAAGGUGGAACAAGGUAUCAAAAGACUAAAGGAGCUGUGGCAUUAGGAAUUCGGAAAGCCUAUAAGGCGGUGCCGAAAAACGGCCUGCUUCAGAAAGCCAAAGACUAUCUUAAACAGCAGCACAUCGAAAGUACAUCCAAAGACGUUCAACACCUAGGAGUAAGCGUUGAACAGGUUCAAUCCAUGUCCUCGAGUUCAAUGUUACCUCCUGCUCCCCCUGCCGCAUCACAAUCACAACAUCUCUCGAAUGGUUCCAGCUCAGGUUCUCGUGUGGCUAAUGAUGUUGAUGAUUCAAGUUGCGCAGCAAACCUUAACGAAGACUCAAUGAUGGUUCUUUCUCAAUCCGUCGAUUCACUACACACCGUCGGGACGGCAUCUGGAAGUGAUGCCCUUGAUCACCAGGUUCGAACGUUGUUUGUAAGCGGCUUACCCCUCGAUACCAAAUCUCGUGAAUUAUAUCUCCUCUUCCGAAGCUUCAAGGGAUAUUUAUCGUCUACUCUCAAACCCGCCGGGAAGAAUGGAAAGCUUACUGCGCCAGUCGGAUUUGUGACAUUUGAAACAAGGGAACAGGCGGAACAAGCUUUAAACGAACUCCAGGGAAUCAAAUUUGACCCUGAAGGAAAUCAGCACAUGCGUCUUGAAUUCGCUAGAAGCAACACCAAAGUAACCAAACCGAAGUGGCCUCCUGGAUUUCCAUUAGUGCCUGGAGCAGUUAAUGGGUUCUCAUUUCUGCCAGCAACCAGUAACCCAGCUGGUCUUUCUCCUAUUACUCAGCAAGCCGGUUUCCCCGGGGUUUUGCCACCCAAUUUCCUCCCCCAUUUACCAGGCUUUGAUCCGACCACAAUGGCUCUGAUGGCAGCAAAUGAUGCCAACCAAUGGGCAGCUAACCCGCACUUUGGGUAUGACACGUCUGGUUUAUUUGCGUCUUUUGGUGCACCAGCUACUCUGCUUCAAGCGUCAAACUUCAGACCUCUUCUGCCAAUGAACACUAAUGGUACAACGCCAACAAGCCAAUCAGGAAGCAACCAUGUAGCUAAUCAACUUCACCUUGUACAGGCCGCUCUGCAAGUUCAAAACGCCUUGGGUUUGGUGAACUCAGGCAACAAUAACGGCAAUGGAUCAUCAGCCGCUUACACACAAUCAACUGCCGGGGCUACGACUCAAGGUUCUUCACCAACUGGUUCAGUCAUUUCUAAUGGCAAUCCUUCACAAUCGUCGUACUCGGCUCUUCAAAAUCAGCAACAAUUUAUGGUGGCUAAUAAUGCCGUACAACAGCAUCAGCAGAAUCAGCAGAGACAACAGCAGGCCGCUUUUGUUGCGGCUGCUGCUUCUGUAGGUCUGCCCGCAGGUCUGUUGCCUGGGAUGUUGAGUGGAUUAGCCACGUCUUCUGCUCUCAAAGAGGAUCACAAUCAAAACGGCUCCUCAGUGGCAAUGCCGUUUUAA